CAUCAGCAUUUUUUACAUUCGACCAAAAUGAUUCAUUAUUUCUUGUUUCUUGUUCUCGCCUUACAAGUUGUUCAAACAAACUCUGCAGAGCAUGUACUGAAUGUCAGCGCUGGUGUCAGAGAAACUGUUGAACUCGCCUGUAAUGCAGAACCAAGACACAGUUUGGGCUCCUCACUGGAGCUAAAAUGGUACCGGUGUCAAAACAUCCAGGACUGUGAGCAGCUGAUUGGUACCGUCUCAUCAGCUUUACAAUGUCUAUCGACCAAGUUAAGACGAUUUCAUUUUUCCGCAAGAGGCUCAGAGCACAGCAAUUUCUACAUGGUCAUCAGUGACCUACAGGAGGACGAUGCUGGCUUCUACAAAUGUGUUAUAAGCUCUUCAAAGCAAAUCCUGACUACUCAAAAGGUCUAUCUACAAAUUAAGCAGGUUCUAGAAACAAAUGACUCCCAAUUGACGAGCACAACGGUGGAAACUACAAACGCAAAACAACACACAUCUCCUACCACACUGAACAGUUCAGUAGCUAAGAUGACCAUUAUUAGCAUUGCCGUCGCAGUGUGGCUCAGUGUGACUGCAUUGCUGCUCUUUCUCUGCCUGUUUGGGAGACACUUGUACCUGAAAUCAAGGCUGCAAGCGUCGGCCAGUUGGUCUGAUGUGUUCCAGAGAACACAAGCAUGUGGAGAAACUACUGCAGGACUCUAUUCGACCGAUCACCCACAUCAAAGAAUGAGAAGAGAUGGACCUCAAACAGAAGCAGAUGUGUAUGAAUCUCUAUCAAGACCUGCUAGUGACAUCUACAGGAAUCUGCACUUUCACAGUGGGGAAAAUGGAUGAAGAUGGAAUCAGAAGACAUUUUCCUCAAACCCAGAGAGCUGUUUAUAGUCCAACUGUGUCCAUUUUUAAUUAUAGAACCAAGUGAAUGAAAUAUUAAUGGAACAUGAAAACUCACUGUAAAUGAUGGUUUAUAAAUGUGAUUUGUAAGUAUAACAGAAGAGGAAGGAGAAGAGGUUCAAGCAGUUUUAUUGUCCCAACCCAAACCACUACAAGUGGAAUCCAGUUUGGUACAUCAGUGCGAAAAAUACUAUUAACUUAAUAUAAUAACAAUAAAAAAAAAAACAACUCCAUUAUACAUGACAUCCUAUUUCUGUG
Messenger RNA from Pygocentrus nattereri (red-bellied piranha), 1149 nucleotides. RefSeq lists its product as uncharacterized. The transcript has 6 exons. Lineage: Eukaryota; Metazoa; Chordata; Actinopteri; Characiformes; Serrasalmidae. Bases 28 to 834 code for a protein of 268 amino acids. The record is from RefSeq and is a predicted model, not a curated record.